AUGGUCCUGAGUUCAUUUCUAACAUCCCUCCUGUCAGGUGCAGCAGCUGGAACGUCAACAGAUCUAGUGUUUUUCCCCAUUGAUACCUUAAAAACAAGAUUACAGGCUAAGGGAGGAUUUUUUGCUAACGGUGGCUACCAUGGUAUUUAUAGAGGUCUAGGUAGUGCAAUUGUCGCAUCUGCACCAAGUGCUUCUCUCUUCUUUAUCAGUUAUGAUACAAUGAAAGUAGAGGCUAGGCCGUAUAUUGAGAAGUUGAUACAGAAUACAACCAAAAAUGAUGCUCCAUCUACUCAAUUAGCAGAUACUUUAACUCAUAUGUUUUCAUCAUCUGUUGGUGAAGUUGCUGCAUGUUUAGUUCGAGUGCCAGCUGAAGUCAUUAAACAACGAACUCAAGUACAUAAAACAAAUUCUUCAUUACAAACGUUAAAGAUCAUUCUUAGAAAUGAAAAUGGUGAUGGUAUUAGAAAAAAUUUAUAUCGAGGUUGGUCUACCACCAUCAUGAGAGAAAUACCAUUUACCUGUAUCCAAUUCCCAUUAUACGAAUUCUUAAAAAAGAAAUGGAAAGAAGCUGAUGCUUCCGAUGGACCAUUAAAUCCGGUAAAGGGAGCAAUAUCAGGCUCUAUAGCUGGUGGGGUUGCAGCAGCAACAACUACACCAUUAGAUUUUCUUAAGACUAGGCUGAUGUUAAAUAAGACAUCAAUACCUGUUAGACAUCUCGUGCAAAAUAUUUAUCGAGAUGAAGGAUUCAAAAUUUUCUUUAGUGGAAUCAUCCCAAGGACGAUGUGGAUAAGUGCUGGUGGUGCAAUUUUCUUGGGAGUCUAUGAAAUGACUCACUACGUAAUUGAUACGUCACAUUUACUAUCUACUUUUCCAUAA
This is a messenger RNA of Naumovozyma dairenensis CBS 421, 876 nucleotides long. RefSeq names its product Pet8p (gene PET8). The record is from RefSeq and is a predicted model, not a curated record. Gene Ontology annotation, cellular component: mitochondrial inner membrane. The transcript has a single exon. Lineage: Eukaryota; Fungi; Ascomycota; Saccharomycetes; Saccharomycetales; Saccharomycetaceae. Gene Ontology annotation, molecular function: S-adenosyl-L-methionine transmembrane transporter activity. The coding region runs from base 1 to 876 and encodes 291 amino acids.